AGUAAGCUAUUUAAAAAUGCAUUCAGGCAAAGGGUAUAGGAGUGGCAAGAAAGGCAGUAGCAGCAAAAGCGGCAAAAGCAAAAACAUGAAAGAACUUUUUAAUAAAAAACUCCAGAUAUGCAUGAAAGCUUAUGAUUAUAAGGAUGAGACUAAGGACGUCAAAGGCAAAUCAGAGAGGCUUAGUGCCAUAAAUGAAUUGCAGAAUCUUUUACAAGACCAGAAAAGCGUCCAACAGCUUAUAAUCCCGAAUUUGGAUACAGUUAUGGAGAUGGUAGAGAAGAACUUUUUCAGACCUCUCCCUAAUAUUAAGAAAUCCAAUCUUGCUUUUUCAGAGACUGGGAUUGAGCAAGAGGAAGAAGUAGACCCCAGUUGGCCCCAUGUACAAGGAAUUUAUGAAUUCUUCCUUCAGCUUAUCAUAAACGAGGCUGCUGAUGUCAAGAGUCUCAAAGUAUAUGUAACACCGCAAUUUGUUCAAGGGUUUUUACAACUAUUUGAUACUGAAGAAGGAGUUGAAAGAGACUAUCUGAAAAAUAUUCUGCAUAAGUUAUAUGCAAAGCUUGUACCAAGAAGAAAAAUGAUCCGGAAAGCAAUUAACGAGUGUUUCUUCACUCUUAUUCAUGAAACACAUAAAUUCAAUGGAGCAGCAGAGCUUCUAGAUAUACUGGCAAGUAUAAUUUCAGGAUUUGCCGUUCCUUUGAGGGAAGAGCAUGUCGUCUUCUUCAAAAACGUAAUAAUCCCACUGCACAAAGUUCAGACUUGCGCUGAAUUCUUUGAACAGUUGCUAAGAUGCUCAAUGCUAUUCCUGACAAAAGACAGAAAUUUGGCAAUCCCACUACUUGAGGGACUGCUGAAAUAUUGGCCGUUUGCCAAUUGUGUGAAGGAAACCCUUUUUCUGACAGAACUUCAAGAAGUUCUUGAAGUAUGUGAAGUUGAGAAGAUAGAGCCCCUCAUCCCAAAGUUAUUCAUAAGAAUCGUUAAAUGUAUUGGAGGAACUCACCUCCAAGUUGCAGAUAGAGCAAUGUGUUUCUUUGAAAACGAUUAUUUCCUCUCGAUAUUGAGAACAUAUAAAGAUCAGACAUUCCCAAUGCUGGUCCCAACAAUUGUGAAUCUUGCUGAAAACCACUGGCAUAAAAUUUUGCAAGAGAGUUUAGUAGCUUUGAAGACAAUUCUGAAGGAGAUAGACUCAUUCGCAUUUGAUGAUGCUCUGAAGCAGGACUCAAAAUCUUCAGAAAAUUUUGGUCUAAAGCAAUCUAGCGAGCAUAGAGAAACCAUGGAUAAGAAAUGGGAAAAGCUCGAUAGAACACUAAAGUCUACUCAGGCAGGUUACAAAGCUCCAGAUAUUCCAUUCUCUUCAUCAAAGUUGAUCAUGGAAUAUAAUUCUUUGUACAGGAAGGUGUAUGAUAAGGAGAAAUUCAUGAACCAAUAAUCCUGGUGAAAUAAGCUUAAAUCAUGACUCAAUUUUA
Moneuplotes crassus is the source of this 1463-nucleotide messenger RNA. The record is from the annotation of a GenBank genome assembly. Lineage: Eukaryota; Ciliophora; Spirotrichea; Euplotida; Euplotidae.